Nerophis ophidion (straightnose pipefish) is the source of this 1907-nucleotide messenger RNA. RefSeq names its product complement receptor type 2. Bases 561 to 1451 code for a protein of 296 amino acids. The transcript is spliced from 12 exons. Lineage: Eukaryota; Metazoa; Chordata; Actinopteri; Syngnathiformes; Syngnathidae. The record is from RefSeq and is a predicted model, not a curated record.
CAUUUUGACUGACUCUCAACCUUUGAGCCAGCGCAUGUACAAGGGAGGAGAACCUUUGAUGGGUUAAAUUCAUAAAUGUAAACCUCUGAGUCGCGCGUCACAUCCUUGGAAUGCAGUGGGAAAAAAAAGUUUCAAUGCGGAAUGUUCGUCUGCUCUAUUUCGGGUGCAGAAGAAGAGAACAUCCAAGAACGUGUCUACAUGUCAUCGAAUGUCAUCAUAUCUGUGAUGACAGGCAAACUUUCAGCGACAAAUGGCUCCCAUGUUUGUGAUUGAAACCCAACAUUGCAACACAAAGAAUUAUGCAAUCACAGGACGUUCUCACCUCAGCUCUGGGAAGACAAGACUUUGAUACAAAGUAUCAAGUAUUUAAGUGAGAAAUGUCAGCUUUAUCGGACAUUGGUGUGGUUUCUUCCAUCGGAGGGAGUCCAAUACUUCACUGCUGAUCAAGGAAACCAUCUGAAUCCCAUUGCUACAGGAGGAGGAGUUGAGUGAGCAAAAGGCAUCUCUGUUUUAUCAGCUGCUAGUUGGAGGAAGACUUUAUUCUCUGCAGCCCGGCUGACAUGGAGGAGCUACUACUACCAUUACUACCAGGACUACUGCCAGUACUAGCGACUACAAGCACACAGCGCAAGAUCACUUGCAUUUUUGUCUUCUUUGUGGUCUUUGUGUGGAGGUCAGAAGGUGAGAACAAAGCCAACUGUCCCAGACCGUUCCAAGGAAAUCACAAAGUCCUGAGUCUCGAGUCGGUUCUGGUCAACACAUUCCAGGAAGGUUCCAGCGCCAUCAUGGAGUGCGGCACCGGCUACGUGCAGGAGAGCGGCUCCGGCUCCAUCACCUGCCACAACGGCAACUGGACGCAGCUGACUCUCACUUGCAAAAAGAAGGACUGCGGGCCUCCCAAGCCUACACCCAACAUGACCUUCAACAUCAGCAGCGGCACGCUCCUCGGCGACGUCAUCAAGGUCACGUGUGACGAAGGUUAUCGCAUCAGAGGAUCAAGCUACAAGGAGUGCAUCGCUGCAGGCUGGAAGGGUAUAGCCAGCUGUCUAACUAUUACCUGCCCAAAACCUGCAGAGGUGACCAAUGGCAAAGUCUUGUGGGACUCUCAGGACCUGCCAAAGUACGGCGAGACGCUGCAGUUUGAGUGUGAUGGCGGCUACAUACUCACUGGGGAGCGCAGCCUCGUGUGCGGCAAGGGCGGCAAAUACCAAGCUCCGCCUCCUCAAUGCAAAGAGGCGUCCACCUCACCGAGUCCUUCGGCCACAACACCUGCUCUAAGAGAUAAAACUAUCACCACAGCAGCAGCCACCAACACAUCCCAAGAAAAAAGCGAUAUUGCUGCAAACGCCACCAAGGACACUGUAUGUCCCUCCUACAGAUUAUCUUCCUGUUGUGGUCAGCGUCGUUUGCGUUUCGCUAGGUGGAUGCAUCGUAGCAAUAUGUCUGCAUAGGUUCCUUCUCAAGAAGAAAGGGUCAUACGACACUCGAGAAGACCUGAAGCCCGAGUUACUGAGCUUCCAAAAUGUGUAGAAGGUCCGCCUCACCAAGGUACCGUCAGUUGGCGUGCGUCAAAGCAGCCAAGGAAUUUUCCAGAUUGUUUGUGCCACCUUGGCAUGAGAAGGUUGUCUUAUUUACCUCCCAGGGAGGGCUGGAAGAGUGCCUAUCUGCCGAGGAGCAUCUGGGAGCCAGGAAGGACGUGCCAACAACAUGCCGCAGCAGUUCCUCCGUCUGCAAAAGAAGAAUAAAAAGGGAAUUUAUUGAACUCUGGCGUCCACUGGCAGUUGAGUCUGCUGAGUCAAAAUGUCGUUUUUGUUGUCACAUUUCCAUUGUUAUUUAAUCGAUUGUAUUUUCAAUGCUGCCUAAUGUAUUGUUUUAUGUUGAAAACUGGAAUAAAGACGUAACUGGGA